AUGGCGGGGCAGGGAGGGGCAGAGCCGGAGCAGGGGUUCACGGGCGCGCGGGCCGACGAGGUGACAGCAGCGUCAACGAGUCGGAACAACGCGCGCGGGCGAGCAGCGGGGCCGCGAGCGGGGCGCCGGUCCAGGCUCGGCGCGGGGAGGAGGGGAGAAGUGGCCGGGGGCCUCACCAACGGUCGUGGGGUCAAGGCAGCGGGCUCGGGGAGGAGGACGACGAAUGGGGGCGACGUCCGGGUCGCUGGCGAGGCGACGGGGUCGAGGGCGCGGCGCAGGAAUGGCAGCCUCGGCACGGGACGAGUAGGAGGCCGAGGCACAGGGGGCGCUGGCGGCGUCGGCGGAGACGUCAGGCAGUGGUGGUCGGCGACGGGGAGGGUGGCGGCGGCCGGGGAGUGA
Aegilops tauschii subsp. strangulata is the source of this 399-nucleotide messenger RNA. NCBI's taxonomy places the organism in Eukaryota, Viridiplantae, Streptophyta, Magnoliopsida, Poales, Poaceae. The record is from RefSeq and is a predicted model, not a curated record.